This is a messenger RNA of Bombus impatiens (common eastern bumble bee), 1190 nucleotides long. RefSeq names its product DNA-directed RNA polymerases I and III subunit RPAC1 (gene Polr1C). Gene Ontology annotation, molecular function: protein dimerization activity; DNA binding. The record is from RefSeq and is a predicted model, not a curated record. Lineage: Eukaryota; Metazoa; Arthropoda; Insecta; Hymenoptera; Apidae. The transcript has 7 exons. Gene Ontology annotation, biological process: DNA-templated transcription. The coding region runs from base 101 to 1144 and encodes 347 amino acids. Gene Ontology annotation, cellular component: RNA polymerase I complex; RNA polymerase III complex.
ACACCAGUUUUAUAUUUUAUAAUUUGAGGAACACCAGAGUUAUUCCACGUUUUCCUGCUAUCUGUAAAUGUAACCUCAAUGUCAUAACAAAUAUUAAAUAAUGGAAGGAAGUCGAAAAUCUCGUGUUAUUCUUGAAGAACAUGGUAUACCUAAUGCUUCUGAAUAUACUAAUUAUCAACCACAACAAGAUUGGAACUUGCAUAAUUUUAAAAAAGAAUUCAAAAUACAAGUGAUAAGAGAGUCUGAAGAUGAACGAGAGUUAGAGUUUGAUUUAAUAGGUUAUCCUGUUGGAUUUGCUAACGCAUUUCGUAGAGUCCUUUUAAGUGAAGUACCAACCAUGGCUAUAGAAAAGGUUUACAUUGUAAAUAACACAAGUUUAAUUCAAGAUGAAGUUUUAGCUCACAGAUUAGGUUUAGUACCACUUCAAGCUGAUCCAAGAUUAUUUGAGUAUCCUUCAUCCACUAUUAAAAAUGAAGAUGAAGUUAGUGAUCAAGAUACUCUAAGAUAUGAACUUAAAGUAUCAUGUACUUGGAAUCCCCAAGCACCUAAAGAUUCUCGAAGAACAAAUGAUAUGUAUAGAAAUAGCAAUGUGUAUAGUAAAGAUAUUAAAUGGGUUCCCAUUGGUCGUCAAGCAGAACUUUAUCCUCGAGGAGCAGAGCAAUUAGGUGUUCUAGAAGAUGAUAUUUUAAUAUGUAAAAUGCGCCCUGGUCAAGAAAUUCAUGUUUUUAUGCAUGCAGUGAAAGGAAUUGGGAAAGACCAUGCUAAAUUUUCUCCUGUAGCUACUGCAUCAUAUAGACUAUUACCAGAUAUACAACUAGUAAAACCUGUCAGAGGAGAAAUGGCGGAUCGUUUGAAAAGUUGCUUUAGUAUUGGUGUUAUAGAAGUAAUUGAAACUAAACCAGGUGAUCCAGAAUCACGCGAAGCAAAGGUUAAAAAUCCUCGCUAUGAUAGCUGUUCUAGAAAUGUGUUUCAACAUGAAGACCUCAAAGGAUAUGUACGGUUAAGUAGAGUACGAAAUCAUAUUAUUUUUACCAUUGAAUCAGUGGGAACAUUACCACCAUCUGUAUUAUUUGUAGAAGCAACUAAGAUACUUAAGGGAAAGUGUAAAAUGUUCUUGGAAGAACUGGAAAACAUUGAAAAAUAGCUAGAAGUAUUAAGAUGUUAGUAAUGACAAUCAAAAAUAUUUUAAC